This is a messenger RNA of Rhineura floridana, 10330 nucleotides long. It is a transcript of the gene MAPKBP1, whose product is annotated as mitogen-activated protein kinase binding protein 1. The coding region runs from base 1102 to 6132 and encodes 1676 amino acids. The record is from RefSeq and is a predicted model, not a curated record. Lineage: Eukaryota; Metazoa; Chordata; Lepidosauria; Squamata; Rhineuridae. The transcript has 32 exons. Gene Ontology annotation, molecular function: protein binding.
CGAGCUUUUUUUAAAAGGCACCUGAGUUUGGAGCAGCCUGGGUAAUUUCAAUGCCGUUUUCAAGCCAGGAGAGAGGAUACCUAUCCCAGAUCCCUGUCUUCUCUGAGGUUCUUUCGUCGUCGCAGCGUUUUCCUUCGUCGUCUUUUCCGUUUCGCGGUUUGGUCCGCCUAGGCCACCAUAGUCUUAGCGGAAUCUGGCUGGCUGGGAUCUGACAGCGUGAGCCCUGCGCCAGAAUGAAGAUACAAUCGUAGCGAACAGAGGUUGGAGCGUGGAAGCGGCAGCAAUAAUAGUGGCCGCCAGUCUGGAACUUGGCGAGAAGAAACAGCCGAGCGUGGAAGAGGAGGAAGAGGAGGGCAGCCGUGUCCCUGUAGCCAACCCUCUGGGGAGGGGAUCGGGCUGAAGGAGGGUCUGGCAGCCUUCCCUGCACGGGCGCUCCAGCUACUUCCAGCCCCUUUGCUGUCAGCUGGCAGACGGGUGAAACCGACCAGGGUUGAGCCGUACAGCCUGUUUCUAUUCUCUCCUUUCGUCCGACUUCCCUUGGCUAGCAGUUAAAAAACAAAACAAAAACCUGCAGGAGGAACUCCCGACCUUCCCAGUAGUUUGAAUCCGCUCGCUGGCUCUGUCUCCUCCUCUCCCCGUCUGCGAGCGGUCUUGAUGCCUGCAAAAGCGACGACGCACCGGGAAGGAAGGAAUGAAAGAAAGAGAUGGGGUUGAGGGAAGAAAAGGAUGUGUGUGUUUGUUUUUUGAAAUCCACAGUCACUUUCUAAAAGGAAAAAUCGGCUGUAUGGACGGACACUGGGGAGUGACAUUCGUUUUAAUCGCCUUUUGCGUUUCCUCCACAAAGCGCCGCUGCCUUUUCAUCAAGGUCUCUGUUGAUCGAAUCUUUUGAACUGACAAAGGAAGUAUCUGGAAUAGUAAUAAUACAAAAGCUUUAAACAACUGUGCCCUGAAGCAGGAGCCUUGUGAUGAAGGGAAAAAGGGGAGUGCCCAAAAUCUGGAGUCUCUUGAAAGAAACGUGAAACAUAGGAAGGCUAACCACUGACUGGGUGGUUGUGGUAGAUAGUGCUUGAGAGGGGGCAGUGCUACCUCCCCACUAAGGCUAUGAUGUCUGUUGAAGGCUCAACAAUAACAAGCAGGAUAAAGAACUUGCUUCGAUCUCCUUCUAUCAAGCUGCGAAGGAGCAAGCCGGGGAGCAAGCGGGAAGACAUCAGUAAUAAGGUGACAUUAGAGAAAGUGUUGGGAAUUACGGUCUCUGGAGGCAGAGGAUUGGCCUGUGAUCCGAAGAGUGGUCUUGUUGCCUAUCCAGCUGGGUGUGUCGUUGUGCUGUUCAACCCCAGGAAAAAUAAGCAACAUCAUAUUCUGAAUAGUUCCAGGAAGACUAUUACGGCCCUUGCUUUCUCUCCUGAUGGAAAAUACCUGGUUACUGGGGAGAGUGGGCACAUGCCUGCUGUUCGAGUAUGGGAUGUUGCUGAGCGCACUCAGGUGGCUGAACUUCGAGAACAUAAGUAUGGCGUGGCAUGUGUGGCAUUCUCCCCAAGUUCCAAGUACAUUGUCUCUGUGGGUUACCAGCAUGACAUGAUAGUCAAUGUUUGGUCAUGGAAGAAAAAUGUUGUUGUGGCAGCCAAUAAGGUCUCGAGCAAAGUGACAGCAGUUUCAUUCUCUGAGGACUGCAGCUACUUCGUUACAGCUGGAAACCGACACAUCAAAUUUUGGUACCUGGAUGACAGCAAAACCUCUAAGGUGAAUGCUACAGUUCCCUUGCUUGGACGUUCCGGUUUGCUUGGGGAACUAAGGAACAACUUCUUCACAGAUGUGGCAUGCGGUCGGGGUAAAAAAGCAGACAGCACUUUCUGUAUCACUUCCUCAGGUCUCCUGUGUGAAUUCAAUGAGAAGAGGCUAUUGGAUAAGUGGGUAGAGCUGCGAACUUCUGUGGCAAACUGCAUCUCUGUGAACCACGAUUACAUCUUCUGUGGCUGUGCGGAUGGCACAGUGCGGAUUUUCAACCCUUUGAACCUUCACUUUGUGACCACGCUCCCUAAACCGCACUUCCUGGGCACGGACAUUGCAAGUGUCACUGAAGCCAGCCAGCUCUUCUCUAAUGUGACCAAUGCCAAGUAUCCAGACACCAUUGCCUUGACUUUUGAUCCCAAUAACCAGUGGCUCUCGUGUGUUUACAAUGACCACAGCUUGUAUGUAUGGGAUGUUAAGGACCCCAAGAAAGUGGGCAAGGUUUAUUCUGCCUUGUACCACUCCUCUUGUGUUUGGAACGUUGAGGUGUACCCUGAGGUGAAGGAUAACAAUCAGUCUUGCUUGCCCCCAAACUCUUUCAUCACCUGCUCUUCUGAUAACACCAUCCGCCUCUGGAACACCGAGAGCUCAAACAUCCACGGCGUUGCUCUGCAUCGGAACAUUCUGAGCAAUGACCUGAUGAAAAUUAUCUAUGUAGAUGAAAACACUCAGGCCCUCCUGGACACAGAAUACAACACUGCUGGAGGUGCUGACAAGGCUGACACGCAGGCCCUAGAUGCAAAAGUGGGAAUCCGUACAGUGUGUGUGAGCCCUACUGGGGAGCACCUGGCAUCAGGGGAUAGGAUUGGCACUCUCAGGAUCUUUGAGUUGAAAUCCCUGAAGGAAAUGCUGAAGGUAGAAGCCCAUGAUUCUGAAAUCCUCUGCCUUGAGUACUCUAAACCUGAGACAGGGUUGAAGCUUCUAGCGUCAGCCAGUCGGGACAGACUGAUUCAUGUUUUGGAUGCAGGGAAGGAUUAUAGCCUGCAACAGACCCUGGAUGAACAUUCGUCUUCCAUCACAGCAGUGAAGUUUGCAGCCAAUGAUGGAAAGGUGCGAAUGAUUAGCUGUGGAGCAGAUAAGAGUAUCUAUUUCCGCACUGCGCAGAAGACAGGUGAUGGGGUUCUCUUUACUCGUACGCACCAUGUUGUUAGGAAGACUACUCUUUACGAUAUGGAUGUGGACCCUAACUGGAAGUAUGCUGCUAUUGGAUGCCAAGACCGUAACAUCAGGAUUUUCAACAUUAGCAGUGGGAAGCAAAAGAAGCUAUACAAGGGAUCCCAAAGUGAAGAUGGCACCCUCAUUAAAGUGCAAACAGAUCCUUCUGGUCUCUAUAUUGCAACAAGCUGCUCCGACAAGAACCUUUCUGUCUUUGAUUUCUACUCAGGCGAGUGCGUGGCUACAAUGUAUGGGCACUCAGAGAUUGUAACAGGAAUGAUGUUCAGCAAUGACUGUAAACAUUUGAUCUCAGUCUCUGGUGACAGCUGUAUUUUCAUCUGGCGUCUGAGUUCAGAGAUGACCAUCAACAUGCGGCAGCGGCUGGCAGACAUGAAACAAAGAGGAAAGCAAGGGGAGAAAGCACAACCAGGCAAAAUAGCUGGGCUUGCCAGGCACGAGUCGGUCUCUAUCCUCUCAUCUGCACCAGCAUUGUCAUCAGACAGUGACAAAGAUGGUGAAGACGAAGGGAACGAGGAGGAGUUACAUGGGCUGCAGACUUUCCAAGUGCAGACUACCUGCAGCACUGGAAGGGAUUCAGAUUCAGAUCUUUCUCUUUCAAGAAGCUUGUCCCACUGGGAAAUGAGGAGGGCAAAAGAAAUUGCAAUGAUUCAGUGUUCAGAGGCUACCAUGAGCAAAACACCUCGACAGCGUGGUCGUUGGUCCCAGCCAACAAGCAGCAUAGAGCUGACAGUUAAAUCCAUGCUUGACUUGCGCCAGCUGGAGUCUUUCUCAGUUUCCAGCUCUGCCAGCCGAGAUUCUCUUUCCCAGGUCAGCAAUGGGGAUGACCAAGAAGAGCAUCCUGAUCUCCCUCUGGUUGUCAAUAAUGUUGGAGGCUCUACUGCUCCUCCGGAAAACCAGCCUUGUAUUCGACCCAAAGUUAUUCGGCUUGUGUCCUGUGAAGGCGGGAUUUUCCCUCAGGAACUGGAACCUUCGGAGAGUGAGGAAUGUGUAAUCUACCCAGAACAAGAUGAGAUUCACCCUACAGAUGUUAGCAGUGAGUUCCAGGUAAAAGCACUUCCCCAUGGGAAACUAGGUAGAGGCUACCACAGCAAUGGGUGCCCAGAUAAACAGAGCCCUGACAGUGCCUGCUCCUUGGAUUACAAUAGCAGCCGACUAUCUAGUCCAAAUGAAGAUUCUGAGAGUACAGAACCUCUCAGUGUGGAUGGCACCUCAGAUCUGGAUGAACAGGUGGGAGAAGAGGAGGACGAGGACAUAAGCACUGGUCUAUUGGAGGGAGAUGUCCCCAGGACUCCAGAUCAGGAGAAGUUCCUCAAGCAGCAUUUUGAGACUCUGGCCGGUAACGGUGAAAAGGGUGGGCCAUGUAGGACCCUGGAGAGAACAGAAAACAGUAUUUCUUCUCGCUUUCUGUCCCAGUCUCCUGCUCCCAGGCAACUAUCACUUUCUUCAUCAAAUCUAGUACUGGAUUGGAAACCCACUGAGGGUCCUGUUCUUUCAAAGCAAGUUUCUGCUGAUCUGCUGAAAAAUGGGCUUGACCACCAGAACAUGGUCCUGGAGAAUGGCAUCUUUCAAAAUGAUGUUAAUUCCUUUAGGUCACUUUAUAUGCAGAGAAAGAGAAAGCCUGCUUUGGAGAUCAACAGGAGUCCUGGAAGACCUGCUGGGCCUUUCCCCGAUAGUAAUGGGGUGGUGGUGAUGAGAAAAUCCCAGUCAGUUCAUGACCUUGUUCAAAAUGAUAAGGCUCCAGGAGUGAUGCCUUCUGCUAGGCAACGUCCUCAGACACUAAUGGUAGGUGAGAAAGAUCCAAGGUCUAAUAACUGUCGGGCUUUGUCUGCAACUCUAUUGAAGACAGAUGGCUCCAGCUCUCUGCAAGCCAAAGACAGUAAAGCUACAAAACCAAAGUCCUACAUGAGCCCCACCACUAGCUUCAUGGCCAAGAUGUCCCGCAGCGUAUCUGUGGGAGAGAAUAUAUGCCUUGGUGACUCUGCAGAAAACCUGACUGAGGUGAAGGUCAGCCCCCAAGUACCAGAGAAGACGCAGUUAAGUCCUUUAGGGGACACUGAGAAGAACAAGCCACUUGUGAAGGAAAAUGGCCCAGUGAAACCUCAUGCUCUUCAGCAAGUCACAAGCUCUUCAUCACCCAAAUCCUUUCACAGCAAACUAGCUUCUAACCGGGCCCAUUUGAUCCUGGACAUUCCCAAACCUCUGCCUGACAGACCGACAUUGGCUUCUUUCUCACCAACUGCCAAAUCAAAAACACUACUAGAAUCUCCCCAGUCACCCACUAGCACUGGUAAAAAGAAACAGUCGUUUCCUGAAGGAUGGGCCUCUAAAUUGGAAAGCCAAACAGCUGUGCCUCUGGACCUUGGUAAAGGUAGCCCAAGAAGUCCCUGUACAGAGACUCCAAAAGAGAACCAUAUGUUGUUGAGGACCCACGUCCAACUUGAGCUGGGGGUUAGUAACCCCAAAUUGAAAGACCUUUCAGAUGGUCUGCACCCAAAGUCCACAGAAUACAGACCAUUGGAAUGUACAGACAGAAUUGCCAGCACUGGUUGUCUGUCAAAUAAUCAGCAUGAGCUUUGCUCUCUCGAACCAAGCAGGCCAAAGUCUCCCACAACCAUGGCGGAGGACUCAGGUGUGCACGGAUACCCAUCUCCAAUCUUCUUCCCCCUUCUGUCUCCUGUCUUUGUGAAUCGCUUCACACUUCCAUCACAUUUCUUUACGUCAAGCUUCUGGUCUGUCUCGUCCUGUCUGCACCUGUCUCCUUCCAUAAGCCAUCCUUUCAAUGGAGGUUCUUCCAUCAGCAUUGAGCAAUGCAAGCAUGUUGUGGCUGAGCUCCAGGAUAGUAUGCGCAAGGCCAUCCAUCUAUACCGUAUGGUGUCUGCUGACAUGGACUCUUCAGCUGAUAAAGAUGAGAUUGCUGGCCUCUUGACUGAUACCUUCUCUGUGAUGGAAAAAGAACUCAAUUCCCUGAAGGAUGGGAAAGAACUUCAAAAGGAGAAAGAAGUGUUGAUGAAGCCACAUGACCCAGUUGCAGUAUCAGUCAGUGAGGGAAGCAGUGCCAUCUUAUCCAGUCCUCGACAUUUUGGAGACCAGCAAACCCUUGCUUUGUUAGAACAGUACUCAGAGCUCUUGCUACAAGCUGUUGAACGACGUAUGGAUACAAAACUCUAAAGAGGAGUAGUUCUGAGGGCUUUUAAUGGAAAACUGGCAACCACACAGGAAAACUUAACAGGGAACACGUUCAUAGUGAAAACCUGGAAUGACUGCUAUCAUUGCUUUUAUCCAGUGGUGAUUUUUUCCCCCCUCCAACAGUUCAGGGGGUCAUUUUAUGGCUUUCAGAAAUGUGCUGGUCACAGUACUCUUUCUUUGCCCAGCUCCUCUCUUUCGGGUGGUAUCAAGGAAAAACUGCUUGGGAUUUUUUCCCCAGCCAAAAUGUUGGACUUUAAAAAAAAAAAAAAAAAUCCUACAGAAACAAUUGAACUGUAUGGCUCAACCUGAAUUGCUGACUUGACAGAGAUUGAGAUGGCACCAGUCACUCCUUCUGCAGGGUUGUCUCAAUCUAUGUACAGUGUUUUAUUUAUUAAUUUAUUUUUGUGACUAUUGCUCUAAACUUUUCACAUGCAUUUUGUAGCUGUGACUGAUUCCACGUCUUUCCCGCAAUCUGUAGUGAGAAACCAGUUUUGUCGUGGAAAAUGGACUAGUAGAUGGGCAGGCAGAAUUUCUGUUUGCUGCGGCUUGCCUUGCUGAAUUUCAUUCAUAGGGGUUCUUUUCUGGGGGGGGGGUGUUAUUUACAGUUUUGUUUUCCCUGUUUUGCUUUCUAUUUUAAAGAAAAAAAACUAUGCUAAUCUUACAUCUGCACUUACUUCCAGAGGACAGCAUAAUGUCUGGAUCAGGCUCCAGAGAUUUGUUACAAGACUGUUUGCAAAUGGAAUAGCUUUUUACAAUGGAACAUUUUAUAUAAAACCUGGUCUCCAAUCAGACAUGAAGGCGUUAAAAUUAGAUAAUUAUCAAAUCCUCUUUAUAAAGUUCUGAUCAGUUGAGUUUUAUACUAGGGUCUUGAUGUUCAGAUGAUGGUUUUAGGGAUGUGGAAUCUGAAGAGAAGAGGGGAAAGGGGAGCAGGGGGAGAGAGAGACAAAAGAGUGGCAAUAGCAUUUAUUUAUUAGACAGAUUUAAAACUUUGAUUCCAUUCUAGCAUGAAUGUAAAGAACUUGUCCUUGAAGAGAGACUGACACUAGUUGUUAUAUACUGUUCAAGAGAAGCAUGAGAAGUAUCUAACUUCUUGAGAGGGGGGGGCUAUUUUAUUAGUCUCCCUUGUUAAAACAGAAAACUACCAAAGUAAGUCUGAGUGGCUAGAAAAUACAGACUCUUGUGAUGUAACUAUCUCCAUGUCUGUUUCUGUGAUUUUUUUAAAAAAAUUAGUAGGGUAGGAAUGAGACUGCAUGGCAUUUAUUGUGUUCAGUGAGACCCACAUCUUAUUAUUAUACAUUGUUAUUGUUAUAUAUUUCUCCAAGCUCAUUAGUCCAUUGCUGGGGCUCACAUAACAUAGGAAAGAAGUGAUUCAAAGUGAAUCAAAUAAUGGAAAUCAAGUGUUACCUUAGAAGGUCCUUCUUUCAUUAACCAUGCCCCUUAGUUUUAAAAUCUCUCCUUUCCCAGUUUGCUGAAUUAUCAGAUCGUAUUCUGAGUACUGUUUGAUACUGAUGAAAGUAUUCCAAAAAUUACUAGCCUACAGAAUUUUUAGAGCUACUCGCUUUGGUCAGAAAGCAGCUCUGCAUCCACUAUUGUCAGUCUGAUCAUCUGACUAAAUAGCUUUGAGCAGCUUUUCCCUUUGCACUUGUCAUGUAGGCUUUCUCAUUCACUGCACCACAGGGCUGGCAACCUUCUUUUCUGGGACUGGUUUGCUCUCAUUUUGUAGAGCAGCCUGCGGAACACCCUACUUUUUGGCUGGCUGGCUAGCCAACCAUCUUGGGCUGAGCUCCAAGGCUGGGAACUUGGAAUGUUUUUAGUGCAUUUUAGUAUGUCCCUCCCAAAAAUUCCUGGCUGUCUUGCUGAUACAUUUCUCUGGAAGGUAGUUGAGAUACAUUAACCAGAACUGAAGUCCUGCUACUCAUUUUUGUCCAUAGGCUAGCAUGAAAUAGAGUGAUGUCUACAGCAAAGGAAUCUGAUUGCUAAGGAUGGACAACUGAAAGAUACUCCUUGGACAUCUGUUCAGUGAAAAUUGAUGAGGGGUUUUUUGUUUUUUUUUGGCAUGUACACGUCAGGAAAGGUCUUAGGCAAAAUAUCUUCUAUUUCCCUGUUCGCAUUUAGGCUGUGAAAAGUGUUCAGUGCUCAGGAAACGCUUUCCUGUUCUGGAACACACAUACACUCAGGUAGAAUAGCCAUACUUCCAACACAGGUAUCUUGUUGUAUGAGAAAGGGAGAGACAGAAGUUCUACUUGUUGAUUUAACCUCCAAAGUUGUCCAAUGCAUUGAUAUGAGAACUGAAUCAAUAUGUUGACAGACGAAUACCUCAGUGCUUACUGAUAGUUACUCAGCAGAUGAUUCACCUGGGACUAUCUUGGGUGAGAAGCAACAUCAAACAAAAUUCCACAUUACUGUCAAAACAUUUCUGCAAAAUAAUUCUCUUCAAAUUACUUAGGCACUCUGUUUUUCAUGGAUGGAGGUGGAAAAAUUAUAAAAAUUGGGGGUAGGAAUGAACUAGCAUUGUAGUUUUAUAUGGCCUUGAGUAAGUAGAUAUGCAAGGAUAUAUGGGCAGGCCUGUAGUUGCUAAUAUUACAUGAAAUAGCAGGGCCAAGGCUUCUAGAAAAGUAGUAGUAGGAGUAGGGCAAGGAAUCUUUUUGGUUCAAAGGGAAAAAUAUGGAUGAAAACGCCCCUAUGAAGGAAAGAGGCAGUAUACGUAGAGACAGAACAUAGUUAUGUAGGACUGUAAAUGAAUUUGAUGUAAAUCAAAGGAUGGAGAGACAGGUUAGGUGUCCUGUAUUUCCUCUCUAAUCCUAAAGCCUUGGCUUUAGGAAUGAAUAUCCUCUUCCAGUCGGUUGUCCAAAACCAUUUGGCACCCGUGAGCUUCUUAGCUCCCCAGUUUUCUGUCCCAAGGAUUAUUAGUAGCUGAGAAGAAGCACGAGGACAGUGUUUCCUCUAAGGAAAACACUUUGAUAGUCAAAUGUCAGCCAACUAUGCUUUUAGUUUUGAACUGCAUGUAAAUUAUUUAGCUCUAUUAUAGGCAUCCACUGGCCAUAUUAGGAAAACUUCAACAGAUACCUAAGGGGUAGAGAAAUAUAAAUGUAUGUAUGAUCUGAAUCUGGCCCACUUCUACUGAUUUUUAAUGUUUGCAUGCAUUUUUAUGUAUUAAUGUAAAUGAGGAAAGUCUGUACCAUGGACUCAUCACUGAUGCCUCACUUGCAUAUUAUUAUAUCCAUGCUCUCUGAAAUGUUUCUGAGCAGUGCAAUUUACAUUUUAUUCUUAGUGUAUACUGUUCCUUUUUUCAAGGAAAGCUCUUAGAAAAAAGAACAAACACCUGUGCACUUGAACAGGACAAAAUGGCCCGUCCUUGUUUCUACAGAAACAUAGAAAGCUUUUUUAAAGCAACUGGUGCUACUAGAUAUGGCCAUUUUGUUAUUAACCCCCUCUCAAUUUAAUCCAAUAUUUUUCUAUUGAAUGUCCCUCUGAUAGUUGGGCCUACUAGCUUCUCCUUUCACUCCACUGAUGCAGAAUAAAUUUCUUCCCACAAAAAAGCUACUGUUAGGGCCAGUGUAUGUGUUUGAAAGCAUUUUAAACAGUGUUACAUAUAGAUACAGUUCAACCACUGGACCUGUAGCAUCCAGUAUUUAAAAUAUUUAAAAAAUCAGUUGGAGAGGAGAAGAGCUGCAUUGUGAACCUUCAGGUACUGUUGCGACUAGAUUGUUCUUUCUAUAGAUAACAAGAAUAUCCAGAAUCCUGUAUUGUUUGUAUAUAAUAAUCUGGAGCUGGGCUGCUUACAUACUGGGUUAAUCUGCUGUAAAUCACACACAGUGAUGCAUGGACAGCAAUUUUAGGAAUAAGCCAUGUCUACUCAGCAUGUCUAAGUUAAGCCUAGGCACCAGAUGAACUUCCCUUUCUACCUGUGUUUUUUCAACACUCCCUUCCUGUUUUCCGCUUGUUUAAAAGGAGAUAACCCUGAAACUUUUUAUUUAUAAAUGUGUGUUUUCUACCUUGGCUUUAAGAAAGAAAGAAAAACAUUUAAAAAUGUCUUUUUUAAUUAUUGGAAACAAUUGUUUUAUGGUUGUGGGGGUUUUGCACUGUGAGCCACCUUUCUGGGGCUAUUUUUAAUUCUGUAUUCAUUUGUACUCUGCGUCUUAAAUAGUUUCAAUAAAAAAGUGUGAAACUUUGUUACUAA